Rosa chinensis is the source of this 1909-nucleotide messenger RNA. RefSeq lists its product as uncharacterized. Lineage: Eukaryota; Viridiplantae; Streptophyta; Magnoliopsida; Rosales; Rosaceae. Bases 674 to 1909 code for a protein of 411 amino acids. The record is from RefSeq and is a predicted model, not a curated record. The transcript is spliced from 2 exons.
UGGAUAUAUAGAAAAUCCAUAUGAAUGACAACCUAGGAGAUGUUCUAACAAAGCCGAUCAACAAUGACAAGUUUAUUUGGUGUCGAUACUCUACUGGCCUAUUAGAAACAUAAGCAGUGUGGACAUGGCAAAGUAGAAAGGAUAGAAGAAUUGCAAAAGUGACUUUAAGUGGGAGAUAUGUGGAAGUAAAGCCACUUGUGCAUCUUACUUCAUGCUUAAGUUCUUGAUAAGCAUGGUGUUUUUGAUAAGUCAAAGAUUGUGACUUACUUCAUGCUUAAGUUGUUGAUAGGUCAAAGAUUAUGACUUACUUCAUACUUAAGUUGUUGAUAGGUCAAAGAUUGUGGCUACUUUCCAACAUAUGAUAGUUGUAAAGAUUGCAUUUACAACUCAUACAUAGCUAAGUUUCUUAAGCUUUAAGAAGCUAGUUGUAACCUCCUCUAUCUAGUAUAAAUAGAGGACUUGAGUUAUAGAGUUGGAAUCCCAUGUUGUGGUGAGUGAAAACAAAGAGAGAGAUGGAGUAGAGUUUAGAGAGAGAAAAUGGAGAUUUCUCCUAAAACUCAAGUGUCUUUUCUUUGUUAGUGUGUAUUUCCUCCUGUUAUAAGAGAGAAGUAACGAUCAAGAUAGAUCUGCCCCCUCUUCCCUAGCCGUGCAAUUGAUCGAGCUCGAAAAGAAGAUGGCGGCCGUGUCUCCUUUUUCAGAGGAGGCCAUGGUGAGUCUGGUUGGUGGAGAGGAUGCUGUCAACGAUUCGUUUUUCUAUCUCUGUGGCCGACUUCUGUCCAAGAAGGAGGUGGUGCUUCCGUCAUUCUCGGCAGCGAUCUCCAAUAUUUGGGAAGUGAAGGAGAGAGUUUUGAUCCGGCAAGAGGAGGAGGACAUCCUUGUCUUCCAAUUUAAGGAGAUGGAGGUGAAGAAUCGAAUACUCUCUGGGGGUCCUUGGUUCUAUAACAACUCCAUGUUGUUGUUGGCAGACUAUGACGGAAUCUCUGCCCUCGAUACGGCGCCGCUGCAUCUCCUUGAGGUGUGGGUGGAUGUGAAAGGGUUACGGAUUGCGAUGCGAAAUGAGAAAGCUCUUACCCUAAUCGGACCGGCUUUGGGGGACUUCGUGCGGGUUGACCAAGGAGCGAUGCUGAGAAAGGAUCCUGUCCAGAGGAUCCGUGUGAUUCAAGAUGUCCGCCGAAGGAUAUGGCCGCGACGGAUGUUUGAGUUUUCACCGGUUGUUUCGGUGACGGUGGAGCUGCAAUAUGAGAAAUGUCAUGGGCUGUGUGCGGCUUGUGGUUUCUUCGGCCAUGAGGGUGGUUCUUGUGACAGGAGGCUGGCGGAGGAGGCGCCCUUGUUGGUGGUGCCGGGCCGAGGUGACUUGAACUGUGGUCUAGACUCUGCACCCAGAUCGGAAGCGUCUGUGGCGGCGGUCGUGGGGCCAGAGGUGCUCUUUAAGGCGUUGACGGAGCUGGGUUUUGUGACUGCGGGGGCUGGAGAGGCUGUGGUGGCUGAGGGUGGACCGGCGUCGGGGGCUGCAAGCAGUGCAGCUGCAGUUCUGGAAAAACCUGCGGGAAACCCUAAUUUUGAAUUAGGGUUGACCGCAGGUUUGACUAGGAUGCAAUCUGGGCUACAGUCUUUUGGGCCGGAUGAGGGGUCUAAUGGGCUUUCUGUUGGGCUUGCUGCUGGGAAAAACCCAAAAUUGGGUUUGGGUGUGAGAAAGAAGGUGUUUAAACCUAGUUUGGCAUUUAUACCUCCGGAAUUUCACCUUGGUGAGUUGGUGGAGGUUCCAAUUUCGAUGGGGACAGCUCAAAAGAAGAAGGGUCGUCCGUAUGUACGCCGAGCAAAACGUAUGUUAUCUCCAAAAGCGGAAGGUAAUAAAGCAGGUGUGGAUUUAUGCUCCAACUCGAAUGAGAAAGAGCUAUUUCUUGGUUAA